Molecule: messenger RNA, 2873 nt
Organism: Mizuhopecten yessoensis (Yesso scallop)
Lineage: Eukaryota; Metazoa; Mollusca; Bivalvia; Pectinida; Pectinidae
Product: LIM/homeobox protein Lhx3-like
Exons: 5
Coding region: 131-1309 (392 amino acids)
Biological process (GO): neuron differentiation; regulation of transcription by RNA polymerase II
Cellular component (GO): nucleus
Molecular function (GO): RNA polymerase II transcription regulatory region sequence-specific DNA binding; DNA-binding transcription factor activity, RNA polymerase II-specific
Source: RefSeq, a predicted model, not a curated record
GAAUUGAGUUUCCACUGAAAAACCAAAUUUGGCCUCUCACAGUGAAAAGUUGGCGGACAAGUGGGGAUUUUAGCCAUAUCCCAACCGGAUGAAAUAGAAUUAUUAUUUAUAUAUAAUAAUUCAUCCUGCAAUGGCUACACUCGCUGAAAUUUCUCCUCAAAAUUCUGGUUUUCAUUCGGAGAGCCCGGGAAGCCCUAAUCCAAGGAUGUUGACGGAAAUGAUCAGCAGGAACAAGUUUUUGGAAGCAGCCAUACCGAAGUGUGCGGGGUGCGGCGAACCUAUCCUCGACCGCUUCAUCCUGAAGGUGCUCGACAGGUCGUGGCACUCGAAAUGUUUGCAAUGUUCGGACUGCCACAGUCAACUAAGUGAUAAAUGUUUCUCCAAGGGUGAAAAAGUGUACUGUAAGGACGAUUUCUUCCGGCGGUUUGGUACGAAAUGUGCGGGAUGCGAGAAAGGGAUCCCGCCGACGGAGGUGGUUCGGCGGGCGCAGGAUAACGUUUAUCACCUCGAGUGUUUCGCCUGUCUUAUGUGUAGUCGACAACUUAACACAGGGGACGAAUUCUACCUUAUGGAAGACCGCAAACUUGUCUGUAAACCCGACUACGAGGCGGCCAAAGCUAGAGAAAUAGACCUAGAUGCUGCUAAUAAACGUCCGCGAACGACCAUCACGGCAAAGCAAUUGGAAGCCCUGAAGACCGCUUAUAACGAAAGUCCGAAACCUGCAAGACACGUGCGGGAACAGCUCAGCGCCGAGACCGGACUGGACAUGCGUGUGGUACAAGUUUGGUUCCAAAACCGCCGAGCUAAAGAAAAACGCUUGAAGAAGGACGCAGGACGGAACAGAUGGAGCCCUUACUUCCGGCAGUUGAAACGUUCAGGAGACGCAGACAGUUCACAGAGUGCGGACAAUAUGUCAGACGAUGGACAGCUCGACGGAUAUAGUGAGUAUGACCUAGAUGACCUGGAUGGGCCUGUAUCGUCAGGACGACUUUCAGAAGACAUGUUCAGCUCAGGCCAACCACUCGAUCGUGAGCCCAGUAUCGGGCAGGUGCCCGUUGGACCGUCAGGGACUCCACCCAUGGAAUCCUGGACCCAAUUUAGUACCAACAUUCCGCCCAAUGCUAGCUACCUCGGUCGUCACUCACCAAAUAUACCACUGUCUAACUCACAUAUGAUGCCGAUGGAACCCAUUCAAAUGCACGGUGGACCCAACGUGCUGAGGAUGAUUUCUCCCGACAUAAACGAAAACUCUCAAGGAUACACAGAUUAUCCGGUGGUGACGAGUCACAGUCAUGUGGAGGUAUACUGACAGACAGCCUCGAUAUCAAAAAAAUAUAUAUUAUCAUUUACAAUCUCAAAAAUGACCAGUGUUAUUCUCAGUGAUAAGUUGAAAGGAACAGCGGUGUCUUAUAUUGGAAUUUACAUGGAGCAUGAGAAAUAAUGAAUUCCCGACGUACAAGUUAAACCGAUAAAUCGGUUUCCUAUUUGCAAAAACUAAAAGAUCAGUGCUGGUGUUGUACGAACCGGAAUUCCAUAAGGACGCGGGACGGAUGAAAUGAUAUGCAACAGAAAGGAACGCCUAUCCUAAGAUAAGAUGAAAAUGCAACUACCGUUAAAGUACGACCCAUGCUUCUGAAGGAGUUGUUGCUAAUUCUUAUCGUUUGUAUAUUAUAUCAGUAGGGCAAUGCCUCAUGAUUAUCAUACUUAUUGUAAGGAAAAGGAAAUGGUGUCAUACUGGAAGUUUAACUUAGUGAGUCUCAAACAUUGAUCGACAUGAGUAAGAACACGUAUGUCUCCAACGAGGGGGCAGGAACAGGUAGAUAUCACUCUCAUGCAGAGCAAAAGACUGGAAAAAUGUGUGUGUUUUGAGUUUUCCCUCUCAUCAGAUGAGAACAUCAGAGUUUAUAUAUAUAUAUAAUGUAUGGACAAAUUAUAUAAGUAUAUAUUAUUGAGGUAGUGUAUGCUAGAUGGAUACAUAUUUUCGUAUAUAAGGAUACUAAGACAUGUGCUGUUUUCACUUCUUUAUUUUUUCAUUUUCUCCCUCUGCUCAAUCAUCUGUUUUAUUUCUUGAGUCAUAUUUACAAACCAUUAUAUGUAUAUUAAAGUGUCGUCCUGACAUGCAUAACUAAACACUCAUAUCAACAUGAGAACUAUAUUUCAUUCGUCAUAAUGAAUUGGUUAAUUGAAAGACCAAAUACAUUUUUGGUACUUUUGUACUGCACUGCAUAUUUCCUAUACAUGGAUAUCUUGGAUUUAUUUGUCACUGCACGAUAUAAAUGAUACUUAUAGAGAGCAAAUGUAUCGGUUUUCAAGAACAAACUAUUUAACAGAUAUUAGCAUAAGAUGCAAAAUUGUUGAAUAUAAAAGUAAAGAUAGGAAACCUAUUUAAAAACUGAAUGAAACAAUUUUUUAGCUCACUGUUAAAAAUUCUGCAAAUGUAUUUGUUUGAGGUAGCACUCCUUCCGUAUUUAUUUAUUUAUUUAUUGUUACGCCGAAUGUGAGAUUACCGUUGUUGGUACCUGAUAGAAUUUACCUCUGUAGUUAAUUCCGCGAGAACUCACCUAUGUAGUUAAUUCCGCGAGAACUUACCUAUGUAGAUAUUCGCUAAGGUUUACCUGUGCAGAUACUCGCUAUGAUUGAUCCGCGGAGAUAUACGCCAGAAUUCACCUGUGUAGAUACUCGCCCGAAUUUACCUGCGUAGAUACUCGCUAGAACUUACCUGCGUAGAUACUCACCAUAAUUUACCUUCUUGGAUACUCACCAGAAUAUCUUCGUAGAAUCUCUAGAACUUACCUGUGCAGUUUCCCGCUAGAAUUUACCUGCGUAUAUAUUCGCUAGAACUAACCUGUGUAUUUACUCGCAAUAAUUUAAUU